Messenger RNA from Pristis pectinata (smalltooth sawfish), 2531 nucleotides. RefSeq names its product metallo-beta-lactamase domain containing 1 (gene mblac1). The record is from RefSeq and is a predicted model, not a curated record. The transcript is spliced from 2 exons. NCBI's taxonomy places the organism in Eukaryota, Metazoa, Chordata, Chondrichthyes, Rhinopristiformes, Pristidae. The coding region runs from base 152 to 820 and encodes 222 amino acids.
GGGCGGGUGGAUUGAUCUAUUGGUUCAUUCGCAGGGGUUCGCCGGGACGGAGAGGCGGGCGGGCGGGCGACCAGCAGCUGCGGCAGCGGAUGGGAACAGGGCUAUUGCCAGGUCGAGGUCGGAGAGUUAAGUUCGCAGGAACCAUCGAACCAUGAGUGGGGCAUUCGACGCUCAGAUGGAGCCUCCCUGCUUGCUUGCCAUACCAGGCAGUCCGUAUUCCGUCUUUGUGAUCAAGGAGGGGUACGCCUACACAGAUGAGGAGGGCAACACAAGAGCGGAUGGUUCGAUAACCCUGGUGAAAGGGCCGCAGGUAGUCCUGGUGGACACGGGGAACCCAUGGGACGGCGGGGUGAUACUGAGGACCCUGGAAUCGCAUGGGCUCGGACCCGGGGACGUCUCGUACGUGGUCUGCACCCACGGCCACUCGGAUCACGUGGGCAACCUCGGCCUGUUCCCGGAGGCCACCUUCAUCGUGUCGUUCGACAUCUGCCGCCGGGACGCCUACCUGAGCCACGACUUCCGCUCCGGGCUGCCCUACAGGAUCGACGACUGGCUGGAGGUUUUCGCCACCCCGGGACACUGCGGCAGUGACGUCAGCCUCCUGGUGCGAGGCACUUGCCUGGGGACAGUGGUGGUGGCGGGGGACCUGUUCGAGAGGGAGGACGACGAGCAGAGCUGGCGGGAGCUCAGCGAGAACCCCGAGCUACAGGCGCGACACAGGGACAGGGUGCGGACUCUGGCCGAUGUCAUCAUUCCCGGUCAUGGGCCACCCUUCAGGGUAACAAAAGAAAGCGUCCCGGCCACUGACACCUGUGUUUAGGUGCUGAGCCACCCCUCUGUAGGUAACGGGGGAUCCAGGAGAAGCAGCAAAGGCAGAGUAAGACCAUAAGACAUCGUCGUGGCUAUCCCUCGAGGUUGAGGAUGAUGGUCUCCGCUCCGUAGAUCUAUUUAUGGGCUCUCAAGUGGCUUAUGAGUCCAAUCUUGGCUCUGAAAAUUCUUCCGCAUUCAGGACAGGUAGUUCCAGAUGGCAGAUCGGGCUUUAGCCCACAGAGUGAAAACGCCUGUGCGUGUAUUUGUUUAACGUGUACCUGAUGUCGCACUACAAAAAGCACACGAUGCUUCACAGAUCAACCAACUGAUUCCAAUGGCAUGGAAACCACGACGAUUGGAGCUGAUGGAUUUGUGGGAGCCUUCAUCCGCCUUCACAGCCAUUGAGUUCGAAGUAACUUCGUCCGCCUGUUCCACCGUUGAGGUCUUGGUUGGAUUGUUCUUUGUCAGGGACCUCACCAUCGACCUUACCGCCAUGGGUGACACCAGGAGCAGAGCUCCAGACGGCAUCGCUCUUGGGAUCUCAGAACCACACAAGCUUCUCCACCACGACAAGGUGACAAUCCACAGAGAAGAAGACCAUAAGACCGUAAGAGAAAGGAGCAGAAGUCGGCCAUUCAGCCCAUCGAAUCUGCUCUGUCAUUCUCCCAUUUAGCCCCACUCCCCCGCCUUCUCACCAUAACCUCUGAUGCCCCUGGCUACUCAGAUACCUAUCAAUCUCUGCCUCAAAUACACCCAAUGACUUUGCCUCCACAGCUGCCCGUGGCAACAAAUUCCACAGAUUCACCACUCUCUGGCUAAAGAAAUUUCCCCGCAUCUCCGUUCUGAAUGGGUGCCCUUCAAUCCUGAAGUCGUGCCCUCUUGUACUAGACUCCCCUACCAUGGGAAACAACUUCGCCACAUCUACUCUGUCCGGGCCUUUUAACAUUCGAAAUGUUUCUAUGAGGUCUCCCCUCAUUCUUCUGAACUCCGGGGAAUACAGCCCAAGAGCCGUCAAACGUUCCUCAUACGUUAACCCUCUCAUUCCUGGAAUCAUUCCAGUGAAUCUUCUCUGAAUCCUCUCCAACGUCACAGCCUUACCUCCAGUGACCAGGACACACGUAUCCAACUCGAGCUCAUUCCCUGAAUUUAAGUUCACAGCUGUCGUGGUGGGAUUAGAAACUUUUUUCUAAAUUUCAUAGGGUAAUACAGUGCGGAAACAGGCCCUUCGGCCCAACUGGGUCCUGCUGACCACUGCAUCCUCCCUGCUAGUCCCAGUUGCCUGCUUUCAGCCCAAUACACAGUUCCUCCCCAAGCUUACAAACGCCCGCCUUAUAUACAGCCCAUACUUACAAACGAGUGUUUGGGAGACCGGCGGGACGGAGUUGCCGGCUGCUGCGGGACUCGGUUCGCGGCUGCAUUUCUGACUUGCGAACAGUCCGGGUUACGGGCAGUUCACGGGAGCAGGACCCUGCCGUAACCUGGGGAGGACCUGGAUGUACUUUAUUUAUUAAAAUAAAUUCAAAAGUGCUUAGCACAGAAUAUAUCGAGUCAACAUUUUCAUGAUGUCGUGUUACUCCUGAUACUUUGGGGGUUCUGACUGGGAAUUUUUCACCCAGAGGGUGGUUGGAAUUCUGCAUGAAGAGGUGGAGACUCUCACAACUUUUAAGAAGUGUCUAGGGGCCCCCCCAGGUUACCUGACAUUAUGCAAAUUCUCCCAUACA